GUCAAUGUAAUUGAUUCCAUCUUCUUAUGUACUUUUCAUUCUUUAUCAGUGAAAGCAUUCUUUGAUUUUAUUUUACGCCUAUCGUUACGAAAUACAGUGAUACGACAUGGAUAUCAAAUCUUCCCCGGUAAUGAUAAUGCUGGAUAUUAUGGUUCGUAUCAUGAAUAUGGUUCGAUACUUGUUGUUGCAAGAUGAAACUGAAGCUGGAUAUAUGGACUAUUGGAAACCGAUCUUCAAGAUAUUGUUCCGAGACAUCUGUGUCAACAUGAAGAGCGGUGAAACUGCCUGUUGGGCUCCAAAAUUCGAUCGACAGAUAAACGAACAUGAACAUGGAACUACCAGCAAAUGGAGAUAUAAUGACAAAUACGCUCUUCAUCAUUCUUCUGCCAAGAAAUGUAUUGGCGCAGCUUUGCACCCUUUCACCGCAUUAUCAUUGUUUUUGAUUGACCAAGAAACGUGCCUGUUGGAAAGUCAAGGUUGGAAAGAUUCCACGAUGGUCAGAUUGUUCGAAAUCUUGCAACAAAUCUUAGUAAAAUCAUUGGAUCGAGAAACUCAAUUGUUGGAUGCAGUCAAAUCAAUUUGCGAUGCCAACAUCAAAGUUUAUCAAGAAAUAUUGAAUACCAGCGAGCGACUAGCCUACUCAUCUGCGAUCGAUCAGCAUGCGCAACAAGGGAUUGAAAAAUGCGAUCAGUAA
Halteromyces radiatus is the source of this 694-nucleotide messenger RNA. RefSeq lists its product as uncharacterized. Lineage: Eukaryota; Fungi; Mucoromycota; Mucoromycetes; Mucorales; Cunninghamellaceae. The transcript is spliced from 4 exons. The record is from RefSeq and is a predicted model, not a curated record. The coding region runs from base 107 to 694 and encodes 195 amino acids.